Sardina pilchardus (European sardine) is the source of this 5379-nucleotide messenger RNA. It is a transcript of the gene tbc1d2b, whose product is annotated as TBC1 domain family, member 2B. The transcript is spliced from 13 exons. The record is from RefSeq and is a predicted model, not a curated record. Bases 49 to 2949 code for a protein of 966 amino acids. NCBI's taxonomy places the organism in Eukaryota, Metazoa, Chordata, Actinopteri, Clupeiformes, Clupeidae.
UAGAAGUCUCUGCAUCCGCUUAAGAUUCGCAAAAAAGUUCUGAGAAAGAUGCACGAGGAGGAUGGUGGUCAGGCCGAUCCGAGCAGAAAUUCACGGGUUUUGCCUACGAAGUCAUUUGAUGUGGCAGAGCUUGAUGCCUCGAAAGACGAGACUCCCAAAUUAUGCGGCUACUUGAACAAACUUACAGGCAAGGGGCCGUUGAGAGGGUUCAAGACCCGAUGGUUUGUCUACGAUCCGAGGAAAUGCUAUCUGUAUUUCUUCAAGAGUCCUCAAGACGCUCUCCCACUCGGACAUAUUGAAAUAGCCGAUGCAUGCUUCAGCUAUGAUGUGGAAGGAGAGGAGGGACAGUUCGAGAUACGUACCGCUGGAAAGGAGUUUUUACUCAAGGCUCCCAAUAAGCAGGUGAUGCAGUACUGGCUCCAGCAGCUGCAGCAGAAACGCUGGGACUUCUGCAACACUCGCGGAGCCGGCAUCUCCAGGGACAACUGGAGUUCCCCCACCUCCCUCUACCCCCUCACCGGCCUGGUGGCCAAAGACGCAGGCGCCACGGCUGCUGUGCUGGGUGAGAAGCCCACGGAGAGCAUGGAGAGCGUGCGGAACGACUUCGCCGUGGAGACGGACACCAACGGCCUGGUGGGCGUCCAGUCGGCACGGCAACCCACGGCGCCCCUCACCCCAGCACUCAACUCUCUGAAGAACUGGGGCGAUGGGAUCAGGAACUCCAUGUCCCACCUGCGUGCUGGCCGUGGCAGUGAGAACAGGCGGAGCGUCUUCUACACGCCCUCCAACGAGGACUGGGAAAUGCUGGAGCAUCCAGGACCAGCCAAGGACCUCUCCGAGCCACACAAGCCCCAGACGGAGCACCCCCGGCGGGAGAGCCCUUCACACCUCCACAGACAUUCCAUUGGCUCGGCGUUCACGUUCGACUUCGGGCGGAGCACGGGGCGUCCGAAGCGUCCCUUCCUGCGGGACGGGAUCCUGGGAGUGGCGCGGUCCACCCGCAGCGGCGAGUCGUCUCCGGUGGAGUGCAACGGCAGCAAGAGCUCCGAGCUGCAGCUGCGCCUCCACAACCAGCAGGAGGAGCUCUCGCGCAUGCAGGAGGAGCAAACGCGGCUCAGGGAGGAGCUCGCCGGUCAGAAGGAGCUGGUGCGACUCCUCCAGCAGACGCUGCGCAGCACCCAGUGCGAGCGCCGCCCGGCCUCCGCCGCCGCACUGCCACCACCGGUGGCACCGGGGGACCCCGCGCACGCCCAGGCCCAGGCGGACGCCUACCUCCUGGAGCGCGAGGAGCAGAUCCAGAGCCUGUGCGGGCACAUGGAGAGGCUGGCGCUGGAGAAGGAGAGCCUGCAGCAGGAGCUGAAGACGCUCAAGAUCAAGGUGGGCGAGAUCAACGAGCAGCUGGGCAUGCUCAUGGAGACCAUCCAGGCCAAGGACGAGGUCAUCAUCAAGCUGUCCCGGGAGUCCGGCGAGGAGGCCGGGCAGGCGGGGGAAGCAAGCUCCCCGACCGGCAUCAAGGACCAGCACGAGCUCGACAACCUCAAGGACAGUCUAGAGGGCUACAAAUCCCAGAACAAAUUCCUGAAUAAGGAGAUUAUGGAGCUGACUGUCCUACGCAGGAACGCAGAGAGCCGUGAGAAGGUUCUGGAGGCAAAGUACACAGCGCUGGAGGCCAAGCUGUGCCAGGUGGAGAGCAAGUACCUGGUGCUCCUGCAGGAGGUGAAGACUCCCGUGGGCCCCACCUCUGAGGUCAUCACCCGGCUGCUGGAGGACGCGCUGGAGGUGGAGAGUGCAGACCAGCAGGAGCACACACUCCUCAAGCCCCACACUGUCAGUGAGUAUGACGUGUACGGCUUCAAGACUCUCCCCGAGGAGGAGGACGAGGAGGAGAAGCUGGUGGCCAAGGUGCGGGCGCUGGACCUGAAGACGCUCUCGCUGACCGACCAGGAGGUGUCCGUCAGCGUCAAGUGGGACAACUACCUGGCGGGCACCAUGAACCGCGAGAUGGCGCGCUCGCCCGAGCUCAAGGCGCUGAUCCGCAGCGGUGUGCCCCACGUGCACCGGCCCAAGGUGUGGCGCUGGUGCGUGUGGCUGCACAUGCACAAGGUGCGCGAGUGCCUGGCGCAGGACUACUACCGCGGCCUGCUCAGCCUGGCCCGCGAGAAGCAGAACCCGGCCUCCAAGCAGAUCGAGCUGGACCUGCUGCGCACGCUGCCCAACAACAAGCACUACUCCUCGCCCUCGUCCGACGGCGUCCACAAGCUGCGCAACAUCCUGCUGGCCUUCUCCUGGAGGAACCCCGACAUCGGCUACUGCCAGGGCCUCAACAGGUUGGCAGCCAUAGCUCUCUUGUAUCUGGAGGAGGAGGAUGCCUUCUGGUGCCUAACGACCAUUGUGGAGGUGUUCAUGCCACGGGACUAUUACACCAAGACCCUGCUGGGCUCCCAGGUGGACCAGCGCGUGUUUAAGGACCUGAUGUGUGAGAAGCUGCCGCGUCUGCACGCCCACUUUGAGCACUACAAGGUGGACUUCUCGCUCAUCACCUUCAACUGGUUCCUCGUGGUGUUUGUGGACAGCGUGGUCAGCGACAUUCUCUUCAAGAUCUGGGAUUCCUUCCUGUACGAGGGCCCCAAGAUCAUCUUUCGCUUCGCCCUUGCCCUCUUCAAGUACAAAGAGGAGGAGUUUCUGAAGCUGCAGGACUCCAUGGCCAUAUUCAAGUACCUGCGCUACUUCACCCGCACCAUCCUGGACUCAAGGAAGCUGAUGAACAUGGCGUUUGUGGACAUGAACCCGUUCCCUCUGCGGCAGAUCCAGAACCGCCGCACGUUCCACCUGGAGAAGGUCCGUCUGGAGCUGACGGAGCUGGAGGCCAUCCGCCAGACGUUCCUGCGAGAACGCGAGAACUCCCAGCAGGGCCGCGAUGUCAUCAGCGACGACGAGGAAGACAACUAGUCACGCAAAACAGCCAAUCGGGGCGCACGACUUUUGUUUUGGCCCAAUCUGCUUGUGUCUUCUGGAACCAUCCAGUGUUUGAUUGGCCCAUCACAGAGCUUUCCAUCCCUUAAAGAAACAGUGUUUCCAGUCUUGUGACUCAGUCAGAAGAAAGGGGUGCUGAAUGCGUGGGGCUAGUAUCAGUGCGACAGACGUCCCAGUUCCUGGUGUGGUUUGAGCAGGUGUGCGCCUUGCUGUUGGACCAAAGACGCGUGUCGCCACCCCAGCAGUAUUUUUGGACCAGACCUUCGACGGCUGGUCAUCCUGAUUGAUUGUGUUUGCUUCAGAGAUGGCGAAACCGCAAACUGCAUCUGCAAAGUAUGGACGCCAUCCAUCAGUACUUCAAUGCGAAUCAGUAUUUUCACAGGGAAGGAAUUGAAUUCCUUAAAAUUCUUGCAAAAUUCUCAGUGAUUUGAUCAUGUUAGUGAUCCUUUUAGUCACGUCUGUUUGUACAAGAAGAAUUACACUUAUGUAUUGUUAUUUUACUUUUAUGCUUAUGUAUAAUACCACUUGAUAAUUAUGUGUAUCUUCCACAAAUCUGCUUUGUCCUUAAUGGGCUGCUAUUAGCCUGGCUGCCCUCACCCCACCCCCACCCCUGUUCUCACCCCCACCCCCGCUCUCAGUAUAUUCCUGGCGUAUGUCUCUUAUAAGGCACUUGAAUCACUUUACCCUGGCGGCCCCAGCUGCUGCCAACAUUGUCCUUGUACAGUCAAAACUAAUUAUGACCGUCAUUUCCAGUCGAAGGUCAGUCUAGGCUUUUCAAUCCUAAACUUCUGUGCUUCUAAACUUUCCAAACUUCUAGAAUGCGUUGACCAGAGGGCCUGCUGAGAGCCCCCUCUGGAUCCUGUUGUGUUUACAAAACACUGCUUUGGUUGUCCUUCUUGAAUGCUUCUCUUCAUUAUGUUACACAGCAGCUGUGAUGCUCUGCAGCUAGGUUGGAAGAACUUAAUUUGAAAAAAAGAAAAAUGGUGUUGCUUGUUUUACCACUUGAUUUGAGCCCUAAUCUCUGGUGUGGAUUUCUAAAAUAUAUGGGCUAUAAAUUAGGAAUUUGCUUAAUAUACAUUUUACAAUGCAGAAUGCAGAGUUUGAUAACUGCUCACCUUAGUUGCCUUGCUUCAGAGGAAACAUGUUCCUCCUGCCAGCCACUAGGUGGCACUAGUGCGCUGAUUAUCUCCAAGCCGCUGUUCUUAUGUUUACUCACUGCUUGCCACUGAAAAGGACUUUUUGGGGGAAUCAGUACCAAAUGGACGCACAUUGUGUUUUAAUCAAGGAGAGCACAUUUAAUUAGGGAUAGUUUUGUAAAGACUUUGGACAUGCCAGUGCCAAACCUUCUUCACAGAAGACGUGGAAUAGGACCGUCAGAGCUCACUCAUGAGGGACUGUUGUAUGACCUUGUCUGUUUACUGCACUUUUCUUCUGCUCUGCGGUCCAGCGUUUGCUCUCUCUGUUUCCCAACCCCCUUGGCUUUGUUUGUUUACAGUGUUGCCCUCACCUCAAAUCGUGUAUGCCUUUCAUAUCGUUCCUUCAAAAUCAAUUUAUUUUACAUCGAUACAACUUGAAUGUAUCUUUUUUGAUGUAUUAGACAAGCUGGACCAGUAACAUUUCACAAUGUUUCGCUUUAGUCAUAAUUAUGACGUUUCCUUUUGAAUCCCUUUCCUACUAUGCAAUACACGCAGCACUGUCCUAGCACAAUCACAUAUGGAAUGUUGGACAAGAGAAAAUUACAACUGUGAAUUUUGAAUCUCUCUUUGAGAGCUGGUCUCUCAAGUCACCAUUUACUUUCCAGUCCCCUUUUGUCUUAACAGUAUCUUGGUACAAUGCUGGUACAAAUCUGGUUACAGUCAGGCGUAAAUUUAGUUCUGAUACACACAUAAUAUUUGAUCAUCUUUCACAUCAAUAAACUGUACUGUACUCUGUUAUCGAUUUGAUAUCAUGAUCUGCAACCUCAUCCUACAGCUUCUUCUCCCAGGCUGUGUCUCUUUGCUCUCUGACGAGUCCUCUCUCCUCCCAGCGUUUCAUCUGCUGCAAAUGUCACAGAGUUGCUUCUGUACUGUAAAGUUGCUGCUGAGUUUAUGUGAUUUACUUCAAUCAUAUAAGCUAUGAUGAAAUGUUUACUUUUUUCUUACAGCUCAGCAUUGUAACUUUGCACAGGCCUCAUGUGGACAUCCAUCUAUCCUAAAAUGCCUGCCACUGCUUUCAAUGUCAGUGAGACUUUUCUGAUGGCGUCUGUGGAGAUUUGAAGUGAUGAAAUUUGUUCAAAAAUACUAUUAAGUAAAAAGUAGUGGUCCUGUCUUUUGGAUGUUACAGAUAACAUGUUACAUGUUACAGUGUAAUCGUUCUUGAUCUUUUAUAUAAACAGCAUGAUUACUCAAUAAACAUUGUUAUCCUGCA